Molecule: messenger RNA, 846 nt
Organism: Prorocentrum cordatum
Lineage: Eukaryota; Dinophyceae; Prorocentrales; Prorocentraceae
Source: the annotation of a GenBank genome assembly
GCGCAUGGGCGCCUGCGCCGGCCGCUGGGCCGCGCAGGCGCGCCCGCUGUGCCGGUGCCUGGCCAAGCAGGGCCUCCUGGGGCGCCAGGCGGCGGCGGCCUCCACGGCGCCGGGCCCCGCGGAGCCGGAGGAGCGCCCCAGGCCCUCGGCGCGCGAGCUCCCGGCCGUGGGCCUCGCGGUGCUGUGCGGGGCCCUGGGCUGCGCCCUCGCCGGCCGGCGGCACCUACCGGCCCUGCUGGCCUGCGCGCUCGCGCUGGGCGCCGCGAGCCCCUCCUGCGCCGACGCGCGGGGCUCGGCGGGGCCCAGCGGCACGCCUCGAAGGGGGGCGAGCGGGGCUCGGGCGAGGUCGUGCUGCACGUCUACCACUUUGGGCAGUCGGCUGGCGUGCGCGCGCUGAACGGUGCCCUGCUCCAGUUCGGGGUGGGCGGCGCCUUCCACACCGGCGUCGAGGUGCACGGGCGCGAGUGGGCGUUUGGCUUCAAGGACGGGAGCGGCUCCGGCGUCUUCUGCACGGAGCCCGGGGGGCACGCCGACCACAGCCACUGGUUCGCCCUCGCGCAGGGCGCGACGCCGCUCAGCGAGAGCGAAGUGGACGCGCUGGUGCAGAGGCUCUCGAAGGAGUGGGUGGCUUCCGGCUUCGACUCCUUCAGCCGCAACUGCGCCGACUUCUCGCAGGAGCUGUGCCUGGGCCUCGGUGUCUGCGGGCCGCCGGCCUGGGUGGGGCGCGGGCCCCGCCUCGCGGGCUCCGUCCUCGCGGCCCUGGCGGGCGAGGGCGACGGCGAGCCGCAGGCUCAGGCUGGUCUCGAGAGCGAGGGCGAGGCGCUCGCGAGGGCCUGCCUGGACUGA